Panicum virgatum (switchgrass) is the source of this 2703-nucleotide messenger RNA. RefSeq lists its product as uncharacterized. The record is from RefSeq and is a predicted model, not a curated record. NCBI's taxonomy places the organism in Eukaryota, Viridiplantae, Streptophyta, Magnoliopsida, Poales, Poaceae. The transcript is spliced from 6 exons. Bases 1 to 1215 code for a protein of 404 amino acids.
AUGCCCAAUGCAUCGCGAAGGCCUGCUUCCAGUGAGGCAGUGAUGAUCCAACAACGAACCAAGGCCACAGCUUCAUCGGUGGAGGAAGAGAGAGAGGAGUAUUCCCGACGAGGCGCCAAGUCUCCCCAACCCCGUCGCGAAAGAAACAGACGAGCAAUGGCGUUCGAUUCCGACCUCUAUGGCAGCGGCACGCCGGCGCGCGUCCUCUGCCGCGACCCCGCCUCCGGCCGGCGGGAAGACGUCCAUGCCACUGUCCUCGCCCGCCUCCAGCACGCCGUCGCCAGAGGCUCCGGCGUCGCGCGCGCCCCCCUCCCCGGCGGCCGCUGGCACGUCUUCGACUUCGCCCGCAUGCUCCGCUUCGACGAGGCCGACCCGGCCGCGCGCCCCGUCGCGCUCGCCUGGAUCGAUGAGGGCGGCAACCACUUCUUCCCGCCCGGCACCACCACCGGAGCCGAGAUCGAGCCCAGCGCCCGCUGCGAGGUCGGCGAGGACGAGGCCGUCGCCGUCGUGCGCACCUGGACCUUCGACGGGGCCGUGCUCACGGGCGCGCGGAGGUGCGUACCGACGAGCGCGAUGCUCAAGCAGUUCGCGGAGCGGGAGCAGGAGCUGGGGAACGUCAAGCUCGGAUGGUACGGGGGCACGCCCGCGGAUGUGCGGACGGCGGCGGGGGCAGACUUUUCCUUGAAUCCCAACUGGAUGCUGCUCGGGGAGGAUAGAGCGCACGGACGCGGACUGCAUCUAGCGCCGCUCAGGUUCCCGCAUCUUAGCAUGAGCAUUGCGGAGGCAGAUGUCGGCAAGGCACAAAUAUUACUCUGCCGCAUUGUGCAGGGUCAGCCAGUUGUCCUUCGUGCUGGGUCAGAUUGGUCGGGUCUCGGAAGAUCUGUUGGUGGUGUUGACUACCUCUCCAACCCGAGCUGGUACAUCAUCUGGAAUGAGCAUAUCAACAGCUGCAUCAUGCCAUUGUGCAUCGUGAGCUUCACCAAACACCCAAUGAUCCAGGACCUAGGACCAAUGCCAGUUCCAUUUCCAUUGAAAGUUGACAUGCAGAAGCUGUGCAAGGAGUUCAAGAGGUUUCUGCCAAUCUCCAAAUUGCAAACUUUGGAUGAUUACUACAAUAGUAACAUGGGGAACUCAUAUAACUUCUCCAAAGCUGUCUGUGAGCUUGUUGGUGCUGCAAUGUUCGUAGGUGCAAUCCUAAAAAGUUUAGAGCACUGAUGCUCUGAAGAUGAUGUUCGAUGAUUCCCAUUGUUUCUCUGAUUUUCUCUCAGUGAUGAUAACUGGGCUGUUACUGCUGCUAUAUUUUUGUCAGAAAGAGAAGAAUUUGUACUCAGAUCCGACUUUGGCAAACUCUAGACUUGAAUUUUCAGCAUACCAAUUUUCUGUGCAACCUGUAACUUGUACAAAUUGAAAAGUGAAUCCCUUAGGUGGCCAUUUUUGGGAGGCGAAUUCAUCCAAGUGUCUUGAAGAAAAUGGGCUCCAAAAACUUGCAGCAUUCCUGAUAUGUUGCUCACUGAGAUCUCUCAUGCUUUUCAUCGGCUUUUAGCUCCAGCACUUUAUUACCAGCUUGUGUUCAAACAUUCAUGUUUCCUUUGUAAAGCUUAUAAGUUUUGAGUGAAUGGUAAAUGAGCCUAAGGAUCCACCUUUUCCAGGAGACGCAUUCGUGCCGAACUCCCGUUCUUUACCACGACUUCAGCCCAAUUUCAUCUCAAGUCUGCAGAGUGGAAUAUAGACCGACUCCCGUCUAUUUCUGUAACCUGCCUUUCCUCUGCCUCGAAACAGAUUACUGAAGGUUUAAACUCCAUGACCAUACCCAGUGUCGGUGCCAUAUGCCAUGCAAUAUGUGCAACCACGAGCAUCGGCUCUGAGCUCGCAUACACAUAGCACCAUGCUUACACUUUCGUCUUCACUUCGUGUAAAAGAAUUUACCAAUGGUGCUAUGGUUGGAAGACAAAGACUUAUAAGUUGGCUCCACCUUGUCUCAAUUAGCAAAGUGAUGUAAACAUAUGCACGCAACACUUAUAGGCCACUACAGGCCACAUUCAAAUUGGAUCGAGUGUCACAGUUGAGAAGGAGGAUUAGGGGUAUCUCCGAACCAUUGGUGUCAUGAAGCCUGCAUGAGCGAUGAAAAUAACAUUUCUAGGCAAAGCAACUGCAUGUAAGAGCAUCUCUAGCAAUGGCUCUUAAAUCAGACCCUCUACUUCUUGAGGUAGGACCCAUUUAUCAGUGGAUAAGGGACUUCCUAGAGACCCUCCAGGAAUAGAGGGUGUGGAGGAAGGGGUUUGGAGGCCUCCCUAAAAUGAGGGCUUUAACAGAGGGCCUGCUGCAGUGUGAAUUUUUUAUUUCACCCUCCAAAUUUAAGUUGUGGGCUUAUUUAGAUGGUCUGCUGGAGUUGCUUUAACCCUUAGCUAUGUUAUACGCUACCACAGAUUCAAUCUGCACUACGUCAAACUCGGAUGCAAAUCGACGUGGAGAGGAGCUCUAAUCAGUAAGUCCAUCUAAUAUAUAGGACUCUUGUGGGUUACACAAGAUGUAAGGUGUUUAGUUUCUUAGUGGCUCUAUGGGUUAUGUGGCAUCAUUUACAUAUGUAACAAUUUUUUUUUUUGUUUUUCCAGCUAGCAUUUACCGAGAAUGCUCUUUGUUUGUACAUGAUUCACAUUUGUUGCAUUUUUAUUACGCCGUACACAUCUGCAUAUAUUUCUGCAA